AUGCCCCACGACGUGUUUUUUGAGACAGGAACUCACCACAUUUUGUGCAAAAUCCCAGGACUCGAUCCACCUGAAUUUCCCUAUCCCCGAGACUUUGAGGACUGCUGGGACAACGACCAUGUCCGUUUGCCGUGCUCGUCUGCUUCAUCUUCAUCCUCCAAUAAGUGGUUAGAGAUCGUCCAAGGGUUGACAGCACCCAUCAAGAACUCACGGCAACUGUCUGAGACAAUAUCUCGAUGGAUUGGAGGGGACGAUUACGAUUGGAACACAAAAGGCCUGGAAGCCUUUCUCAACCAAAAAGCGGAUAAGCCUGUCUCCUCGUCAACACCUCACGCCCGCGAACGGGGUUAUAAUAGCCCAUUGGCAGUAUUGGGCGAUGCUAAGGUGAACCCUGAAGAACAAGAUAUGAAUAUCGACGGGGAAAUUCCCACGGAAGAUGUUCUCGGCUACAGCAACAGAUCGGAGCGGGACAACGCUGAUGCAGGGGAUACCAUGAUAGCUGAGGAAGAUUUCUUCAACAAAGAGGAGCGGGAUCGAUUCUUCACCAUAAUCUUGCCAAAAAUUCAGGCACUCGCGUUACGGUUGCCCGAACUCGUCAAGAAGCCCAUUCCAUUACUGAAGCAACAGGAGGACUCUGCUGUUACUCUCAGUCAGGAGCAGAUCGCAUGUCUAUUGGCGCACGCGUUCUUCAACACGUUUCCCUGCCGAAAUAUGCCUCCUCGGCGCCAUAGCAAUGCGGACACCAAACGGCGACGCGCUUUUGAGCCGUCGGAACCGCAAAAGCGAAAAGGAGGCGACGAUUCUAUGAAAAAGCGCAAGGACGGUGAAGGACGAACUUUGAACGAUGCACCCAAGGAUCCUCAUGGCACACUUUCGAAAACAAAAGGCCAACCCUCAGGAAAUUCAUUACGUAACGCUGAUAGACAGAUGUCGCUCUUUGCUUACUUUGGCAAGAAGGAUCCUGUCCUGGCAUCAUCAUCAGCAUCAGCAGUAGCAUGCUUUAGAGGAGAGAUACCAAAAGCGCGUACCACCACAACUACUGAUGCGGACAAAAUUCGGGAUACCAAGAAGGACCGAUCCAAGGACGAGCAGCCUCGAUACCCAUCGAUCAACUUUUGGACAUUAUUCCGGGCUGAUGGCCGAUAUGCAACGUGCACGCCAACGAAUGCUGCCAAGCUCCGUUGCAUUCUCCACUAUUUUGAUCGCGUCACUACGAGGAUGCCACAAGGAGUCGUUACCUAUCACCGACAAGUUUUACAAUCGCCCAUCACACUGGAGCAGAAUGAGCGGGUCAGCUCGGGUCAGUUUUGUUAUGUCCACAUCCGUGUCGAAAACGAUAGUCCGCUCGAGGAUGAUGCGCCGCAGGGAGCGCUGCAGCUGGAUUUCGCCAACAAAGUCAUUGGUGGAGGAAUCCUUGGUCACGGUGCCGUUCAGGAAGAGAUUCGAUUUGCCAUUUGUCCAGAGCUGAUCCUCUCGCGGCUGUUCAUACAGAGUCUGGAGGAUAAUGAGGCGGUCUUGAUUAAGGGAGCAGAGCGAUACUCAAACUAUAAUGGAUAUGCCAGCACGUUCACAUGGCACUCCGAUUUUGUUGACGAUACUCCCAGAGACGGCCUAGGCCGUCGAAAAACGGAGAUAUGCGCCAUCGAUGCCCUGCCAUUCGGCUCAAAGGAUCAGCGUCUGCGUCAGUUCUCAGAAUGCCAUAUCUUGCGGGAACUGAACAAAGCUAUUGCUGGAUUCAGGAGGUCACCUAUCAUCGCCUCAGAAUGGGGCCUCUGUCGUGCAGAAGGCCCUCCAGACGGUAUUCCGCCGAUCGCCACUGGCAACUGGGGCUGUGGAGCGUUCGGUGGACAUGUGCAGCUCAAAUUCUUGAUCCAGCUGCUGGCUGCCUCGGUGUGCGGAGGGUACUCCAAGGAUGACGAAAACGAUAAUAUGCCAUUGGGGAGGGGCAUUAUUUACUAUACUUACGGUCUCGAGGAACUCGGCAAGGAGAUCGAAACCUUCAUGGGGCAUCUCCUCAGCAGCCGCACGGUUUAUGAACCCUCCUGGAUCUUGGAUUGCAUACUGCAGUACCCAAUUCGGUCGACUCGCAGCGCGAUUGCAGACUUGCCUCAGAAGAGUUUAUUGGAUUAUGUGGGCACCGCACUGGGUUUCCCUCCUUUUCCUUCGCGUAAUCACUCUGAUAUGACUGAAAUGCUAAGUUUCUAA
Messenger RNA from Gamsiella multidivaricata, 2205 nucleotides. RefSeq lists its product as uncharacterized. Bases 1 to 2205 code for a protein of 734 amino acids. Gene Ontology annotation, cellular component: cytoplasm; nucleus. Gene Ontology annotation, molecular function: poly(ADP-ribose) glycohydrolase activity. The record is from RefSeq and is a predicted model, not a curated record. NCBI's taxonomy places the organism in Eukaryota, Fungi, Mortierellomycota, Mortierellomycetes, Mortierellales, Mortierellaceae. The transcript has 8 exons. Gene Ontology annotation, biological process: regulation of DNA repair; nucleotide-sugar metabolic process; carbohydrate metabolic process.